UGAUCCCCCAUCUUUCUGGAUUGCUUCUCUUUCGAUCAGCUCGUUUCUCCUGAUCUGAUCAACCCAGUGGACGAUCUGUGCCGCUCGAUCCGUGCCGCUCGAUUACUUUUCUGAGAGCUUUCUCUAGGCGACUACACUUUUUUCACCCCCUUUCCUGCCGCGAGACGCGACAGGCGGCGCCAGCCAAUCGGCGGAUCGGGCUUAGAAGAAAACCGCGGAUCGGUAAAACGAUUCUGAAAAUCGGGGUAGAUUAUAAAUUUUCGCGGAUCAAAUCUAGAUCCUCAUCCGAUCACUACCCAAAUAGUCAUCAUGCCUCCACCUACCAGCGCCAGCGGCGUCACUGCCGCGGUCUCCGUUACAACCACGCGCCUUUUAAUCACCUACCACCCGCACGACCUCCCGCCCGGCGGCGAUCCGCUUGUAUUGAGCGGGCCAGCCCCUCUUUGUAAGAACACUCGGCUCGAACCAGCAGGUUUCUCGUUUCACGAAGCCGCGAAGCGAUUGGCGGGAAUUCACGCGCCGGGGGAGGAGGCGGAGGACGCGGAGGGGGAUGGGGGGAAGGGCGGGAAGGAGAAAGAUACCGUUGACUCGUCGGCGUGGGAAAGUUCGCGGAAGAAGAAGAAGGGGAAGGACGGGAAGGACGGGGAGAAGCAGGAGCAGGACCACUACGCGCUGCUGGGAAUGGCGCACCUGAGGCACCUGGCGACGGACGAUCAGUUGAAGAAAGCUUACAGGGAUGCGGCGCUGCGCUUUCACCCCGACAAGCAAGCGUCGAUGCUGCUCGAGGAGCAAACAGACGAGGCACGAGCCAAGAAGAAGGAAGAGAUCGAGACCAAGUUCAAGGCCAUCCAGCUGGCGUAUGAGGUGCUCUCGGACCCCACCAAGCGCCGCGUGUACGACUCCACAGACGAGUUCGAUGACGAUAUUCCCGGGGAUUGCUCGCCCGAGAAUUUCUUCAAGGUGUACGGGCCGGCGUUUAUGCGGAAUUCUAAGUGGUCGGUUAUUAGCCCCACGGAGGUUCCGGGUUUAGGGGAUGAGACUACCCCAGUUGGGGAGGUGGAUAAGUUUUAUGAUUUCUGGUGGGGGUUUAAGAGCUGGAGAGAGUUUCCUAACGAGGAUGACUAUGACGUGGAGAGUGCGGAGAACCGGGAGCAUCGGCGGUGGAUGGAGCGGCAGAAUGCGAAGCUAAGGGAGAAGGCGAAGAAGGAGGAGAGUGCGCGGAUUAGACAGUUGGCGGAGAAUGCUUAUAGACAGGAUCCGCGGAUUUUGAAAAGGAAGGAGGAAGAGAAGAUGGCGAAGCAGAGGAAGAAGGAGGAGAAGCAGAGGGAGAGGCAGCAGAAGGAGGAUGAGGGGAAGCGGAAGGUGGAAGAGGAGCGGAAGAGGAAGGAGGAGGAGGAGAAGAGAGCCGCAGAGGAGGCGGCGGUGCUGAAGAAGCAGAGGGAGAAGGACAAGAAGGCCGCGAGGAAAGAGAGGCAGAGGCUGCGAACUGCCACGGCAGACUGCCUAGACUCCCUUGCGGCAGCAACUAAGCAGAGCAAGCAGAACAAGCAGCAGCAGAAGGGGGAAGAGCGGGAGGCGCCGAUAACAGAGGAGGACCUGGAGGUUCUCGGGCAGGGAUUGGACCUGGACAAGCUGCGCUCCCUCUGCGACAAGCUGGAGUCCUUGUCCGUCUCUGACGCAGCAGCAGAGAAGCUAGUCACAGCCGAGAAGAAACGACAAGCUCUCCGGCUCUACUCCACAGCCCUGAAAGUCAACCGCUGGGAGGGGCACGCCCCCGGGUUUGAAUACGACCAGAUCCCAACAGUAGUAUCCGAAGCGGCAGCGGCGGCGGCGGUGGCGGCGGCUGCAGAGCGGGAAGCGGAGCUGGAGAAGGAGAGGGAGGCGAGGCGAGCGGCGGCGGGGAGUGGCAAGCCGUGGACCCGUGAGGAGAUCGAGCUGCUCAGGAAGGCGGUGGGAAAGUUCCCCAAGGGCACGGGGCAGCGGUGGGAGGUGAUUGGGCAGUACCUGGGCACGGGGCGGUCGGCAGAGGAGGUGGUGCGGGCCACCAAGACGGUGCUGCUGCAGAAACCGGAUGAUACUAAGGCGUUUGACAGCUUCCUGCAGCGUCGCAAGAACCCCAAGGAUAUCGCCUCGCCUCUGUCCACCCGGGAGGAACUAGACGCGUCUGCAGCAGCAGCUGCUGCCGUUGCUCCUGCUGUGCCUGCCCCGUCAACCUCACCAGCCAAAGCAGCUGGUACCGCAGCAGCUGCAGCAGCAGCAGGAGGAGGGGGAGCGGGAGGAGCGGGAGCAACAGGAGGAGCAAAGGCAGCAGCAAAGCAAGGGGCAGGGACACCAGCAGCAGCAGCAGCAACAGCAGCAGCAGCGAAUGGGGUGGGGCCGGCAGGCAUAGGAGGGAGUCCAGGGGUAAAGGGCGCUAGGGAGGGGGCAGCAGCAGCAGCGGGUGCAGGGAAUGCUGCUGCAGGGGCAGCGGGGGAGGCUGCAACUGCUGGGGCAGAGAAGGCAGGGGCAGGUCAACCUGGGGCAGCAGGGGCAGGUGCAUCUGGGGAGGGUGCAUCUGGAGCAGGGCAGGCAGGGGCAGGGCAGGGUGCAGCUGCAGGCGUAGCAGCAGUGGAUGUUUGGAGCGAUGGGCAGGAGGUUGCUCUGGUGAAGGCUCUCAAGGCGUUUCCCAAGGACACGGAUAAGCGGUGGGACCGCAUCGCAGCAGCAGUGCCCGGCAAGAGCAAGGCGCAGUGCUUCAAGAAGUUCAGCGAGUUGCGGCAGAGCUUCCGCUCCAAGAAGAGCGGCGUCGCGGAGUAGCGGAAAGGGCAAGAGGGAGGGAGAAGGGAGGGGGGGGGGGGGGGGGGGGGGGGAGGGAAAGAAGGAAGGGGGGGGUGCCUCACAAGGACCAAGAAGUUCAGCGAGUUGAGGCAGAGCUUCCUCUCCAACAAGAGCGGCGCUGCGGAGUAGUGUGGGCGGCGUGUUGCGGGCAGGAGGGGGGAUGUUUCAAGAGCGGCUUCCCUUAAGGCAGGAUUCAGCGAGUUGAGGCAGAGAGCUUCUGAGCCAAGAAGAGCGGGAGGGCGGAGUAGUAUGGGCAGCUUGGUUGCGGCUCUGAUGUGGCACCAGGACUAGUGCGGGCAGCUUUGUUUGUGGCAGCUGUGUCCAGAGCAGUGGCACAUUGGCAAUGACAGCAGCAGCUGCUGUUUCAGCAGCUUCUGCCGUGGUAGGUAGCAAUGUACCCAAGAAGUGUAAAAGACGAAUUAUAGCAACAGCAGGACUUGGAUAAAAAAUGGCAGCGUUUGCGGUAGCGGAGGCUUGCGUGAUCUCUUAACUAAGUGCGAUGGUUCCACGAUUUUUAGUGUUAAAAAAUAGCUAUGGUUCAU
Closterium sp. NIES-67 is the source of this 3359-nucleotide messenger RNA. Lineage: Eukaryota; Viridiplantae; Streptophyta; Zygnematophyceae; Desmidiales; Closteriaceae. The record is from the annotation of a GenBank genome assembly.